Molecule: messenger RNA, 3020 nt
Organism: Cheilinus undulatus (humphead wrasse)
Lineage: Eukaryota; Metazoa; Chordata; Actinopteri; Labriformes; Labridae
Product: gastrula zinc finger protein XlCGF57.1-like
Exons: 2
Coding region: 466-2463 (665 amino acids)
Biological process (GO): regulation of transcription by RNA polymerase II
Cellular component (GO): nucleus
Molecular function (GO): DNA-binding transcription factor activity, RNA polymerase II-specific; RNA polymerase II transcription regulatory region sequence-specific DNA binding
Source: RefSeq, a predicted model, not a curated record
UUUGAAAAACUAAAAAUGCCCAUCGUGUUGUCAUGUACUUGACUAGGGAGGCUGACAGCCGGAUAGAUAAAUACAUAAACACAUGUGCAGUGAGAACAACAGAUGCUUUAUGGCAGCUACGGUGGCCUUCCGGGCUCAAUUAACGCCAAAAGUCAAGCACACAGAACUAACAGAAGAGCCCCUGAACCUCAGCAGGGGAGAGAGCUUGGAACAACAUCAACCACGUGGGUCUGAGGCUCUUCUUUUCCAACUCUACAGUCCCGACAGACAGCUGUCCCAGCCGGAUGAGGGGGUGAGUAGAGCCAUUCAGGACGGUCCCAGGCUGAAUGAUCGUGACGUAUACCUGUCCUGUUUGUAUUUCCGGGUUUGAAGGGUCGCUUCAGAGCAGAGUUAGCAUGUUUACAUCUGCUAACGAUUAACGUCAGCUUUUUAACUUCUUAAUCUUUGACUGUUGGAUGAGUGGAAAUGUCCGGGGUGUGGAGAGUUGCACACGAAGAGAAGCCCCAGAUAGCAGAAGACCAGCUGCUGAGUAAAGAAGAGCUUCCCCCUGAGAAGGAGGAGUGGAGCCCCAGUCUGGACCAGGAACACUCUGAGUUCCCACAUAUUAAAGAGGAACAAGAGGAGUUGUGGAGCAGUCAGGAGGGAGCGCAGCUUCAGAUAUCAGGAGAGGCUGACAUUAGUCAGUUCCCCAUCACUCUUGUUGUUAUAAAGAAGGAAGAUGAUGAAGAGAAACCUCAGUACUCAGCUGAACAGAUGGAAACAAGAGCUGAUGGAGAGGACUGUGGAGGAGGAGAACUAGCCAGGGACUUCAGUCCAGAGAGACAUUUACUAUCGGAGAAAGAGGUCAAGACUGAAGAUUCUUCAGAACCUGAGACUGACAACAGCGAUGAUUGGAGGGAGACCAGAGAACAUCAGUCAGGACGUAACUCUGUGAACAGAAGAAAAAACAGGAGGCCAAGGACUGAUAAGAAAUCAUACAGUUGCUCUGAGUGUAGUAAAGCAUUCAAAGAUAACUGGCAUCUUACACAACACAUAAGAAUGCAUACAGGAGAGAAACCCUUCAGUUGCUCUGAGUGUGGUAAAACAUUCAAAAUGAAACAGAGCCUGGCAGACCACAGGAGACUUCACACAGGGGAGAAACCAUUUGGCUGUUCUGUUUGCAGUAAAAAAUUUAAUCAAAAAGGAAGUCUGACUACACACAUGUUAGUUCACACAGGAAAGAAACCCUUCAGUUGCUCUGUUUGCAGUAAGAAUUUUAACCAAAAAGGAAGUCUGACAACACACAUGCUAGUUCAUACAGGAGAGCAGCCUUUUAGCUGUUCUGAGUGUGGUAAAACAUUUAAUCUAAAAGGAAACCUAACCACCCACAUGUUGGUUCACAUGAGAGAGAAACCAUUUGGUUGUUCUGAGUGUAGUAAAAGUUUCAAAGUUAAGGGAAGUCUGACCAAACAUAUGGUCAUUCACACAGGAGAGAAACCCUUCAGCUGCCCUGACUGUGACAAAAGAUUUCACCAAAAAUCUAGCCUGAAUUACCAUAUUAAAACUCACAGAGCAGAGAAACCCGUUGGUUGCUCUGAAUGUGGUAAAAGAUUUUACCAGCAAGGAAAUCUGACAGAGCAUAUGCUUAUUCAUAAAGAGAAAGAUCCAGGAAGACCCUUUAGUUGCUCUCAAUGUGGGAAAGCAUUUCGAAAAAAGGGGCAUUUGAUCACACACCAAAGAGUUCACACUGGUGAAAAAGCUUUUGGCUGUCCUAUUUGUGGUAAAACAUUUUCACAGAAAGGUAAUCUAAAACUUCACAUUUCAAAUCACAGUGGACAGAAACCCCAUAGCUGCUCUGAGUGUGGUAAAUCAUUCAAUGUAAAAGGAAAUCUGGCCACUCACAGGCUGCUUCAUAUGGAAGAGAAGGCCUUCAGCUGCUCUGAGUGUGGUAAAAGAUUCAACCAAAAAGGAAAUCUGACUCAGCACAUGAUGAUUCACACAGGAGAGAAACCCUUCAGCUGCUCCGAGUGUGACAAAAGAUUUACUCAUAAGGCUGGUCUUAGGUAUCACGUGGCAACUCACAGAGGAGAGCAAAGCUUCAGCUGCUCUGAGUGUGGUAAAAAAUUUAACCAUGAAGGUAAUCUUAAUAAACACAUGACUAUUCAUACGGAAGAGAAACCCUUUAGCUGCUCUCAGUGUGGAAGCCUGUUCCGAGAAAAAAGACAACUGAAAAGACACCUGAAAGUACACACAGGGGAGAAAGCCUUCAGUUGUCCUGACUGUGGUAAAAAAUUUGCUGAAAAGUCCAACAUGUCACUUCAUAUUGCAAAACACAGAGGAGAGAAACCCUUCUGUUGUUCUGUUUGCGAUAGAAGAUUCUCUUGGUCAUCUCAAUUAAGAAUCCACAAGUGUGUUGGACGCCAGGCUUCAGAGGAACUUCCAAACCAAACUAAGGAGAAAAGAGAAGUAGAACCAGAAAGCUGAUGGAGAGGACUGUAGAGGAGUAGAACCAGCUAAGAACUCAGAUCCAGCAACGCAUCGCAGCUCUGACUAAUUAAAUAUAGAGAGUAGGCAUGCAACCUCAGAGGGAGGACAGGUCUCUGCUGUUCCAGCCGCUGAGUGGCAGAAAGUUUGUGUGACAGAAAUCAGUAGGAAGGAAGCAGCAAGCAGCUUUAUUUCAGCUAUUAAGUACUGUCUUCUUAAAGCCCCUGUAAAGUGAAAUCCAAAAUUUGUGUCUGACGCUCUUGAUAUGUUGGAAUAUGGUUGCUGUAAACAUGUGAAAAUACCGAGAUUUACAUGUAACUGAAUUUUGGAUUUAGACCAUUAGAAAGUUUUUCACCUCUUUCUUGGCUGGGUUAAAUUUGAGUGGGGAAACUAUGUGGAUCACCAGCCCACAGUAGGGAAUGACCCCGCCCAAAUUAAAACAGCAAUAUAAAAAUCACAGAGCAGUUCAUUUCAGUACAGUCUGUUGCUGAUGCCGCUGCCUUGAAAGUUAACGGUCAGUUAAAUGCCUGGUUUUUUGUACAUUGUGAGGUAAAUUU